CUGGACACCUCCUCCACCCCCAGGAAGGUGGACAGGGGCGGCGGGCAGCCAGCCGAGGGGUUCCUGCUAUUGUCCUCACUGUCCUCAGCUCGGACUCCUUCUGCAUCCUUUCCCAGCCCCUGCCGGACACUGGCUGUGACCCCGGCCACUCCCUAGAGGUGUCUGCAGGGGACCUGGAGGAGCCAGAAGGAAGGGCUGGCUCCUCCUCGCAACGAGGAGAAAGCCUAGGAGAGGGAAAAAGGGUGGCCUGCCCGCUCUCAUUUGCUUCCUAUUGGGAGCAGGAAGCAGCUGGGAUUGGUCCCAGAGCAGUUAGCCUUCUCCAAAGCAAGGGUGGGGCGGGGGCACCUAAACACUGACCCCCCCCCAAGAACAGCUAUGGUAAGCCCUCCUAGGCUGUAUCAUCGUUGAGACUGGGGGUGCCCAUGCGAAGGCUAACUAAGUGUUUGGAGAGGCUAGAGGGAAAUCAGGCUGAGGUGUGGGGGGUAAGGAGGACUGUGGGGAGCUGAGCUGGGCUGCUCUCUGGGAAGAAGGAAUGGGCUGUGGGUGCUGCUAUCAGAGCAUUUUGCCUGGAAAUGAAGAGCAUGUAAAUGAGAUGCAAAUUAGCCUCUAUUGUCCCCAGCUAGGGCGCUUUUGCUAAGAAGGCUGCAAAGCUGUUUGAUUCUGAAGGUUUUCAUGUGGGAGUGGUCCCUGUGCCCCUGCAAACUCUCCUUGUCACCUCUUCCCCCUAAGGCUGGUCCUGAAGCUCUAGAAGUUUCUGGCUAGGAACCCUCCCUGACCCCUGUGCUCACAUCCCUGGGCCGGCAUCAACCCCACAGGGGCAGCGCCUUUGUAACCAGAUUCAGUGUCCAGGGCCCCACAUCUUCCAGAGAGGCGUCUCCCUGGCAUGAUCCUCAGCCGCUGGUCCUAAAUUUUCACAUUUACUUUCAAGGGAAGUGACAUGGGAGGUAACUGUCUCUCCCCGUCUUCUGUCAGGUCAGAGGUCGCCUAUUUCCCUCAGACCCCCGCAGGAGUCCCCACCCCAGGGCCAGCAUAUGGGUGAGGGGGCACCCCCUGGGGCCUGAGCUGCCCCGCACAGGAUGCCCCGCGCCCCUUACUUCAUGCCCUUGCUGCUGCUGCUCUCUCUGCCCCAUACCCACGCGGCCUUCCCUCAGGACCCCCACCCUCUGCUGAGCUCAGACCUGCAAGGUACCUCCCCAUUAUCCUGGUUCCGGGGGCUGGAGGAUGAUGCUGUGGCUGCACAACUUGGGCUGGAUUUUCAGAAAUUUCUGACCUUGAACCGGACCUUGCUAGUGGCUGCCCGGGAUCACGUUUUCGCCUUCGAUCUUCAAGCCCAAGAAGAAGGGAAGGGGCUGGUGCCCAACAAGUAUCUGACAUGGAGGAGCCAGGAUGUGGACAACUGUGCUGUACGCGGGAAGCUGACGGACGAGUGCUACAACUACAUCCGUGUGCUCAUUCCCUGGGACUCCCGGACGCUCCUCGCCUGUGGAACCAACUCGUUCAGUCCUGUGUGCCGAAGCUAUGGGAUAACUUCGCUGCAGCAGGAGGGCGAGGAGCUCAGUGGGCAGGCUCGAUGCCCCUUUGAUGCCACCCAGUCCAAUGUAGCUGUCUUUGCAGAGGGCAGUCUGUACUCAGCCACAGCCGCGGAUUUCCAGGCCAGCGACGCUGUCGUUUACAGAAGCCUUGGUCCUCAACCCCCACUUCGCUCCGCCAAGUACGACUCCAAGUGGCUCCGAGAGCCUUAUUUCGUCUAUGCCCUGGAGCAUGGAGACCACGUCUACUUCUUCUUCCGAGAGGUCUCUGUCGAGGAUGCACGGCUGGGGAGGGUGCAGUUCUCCCGUGUAGCCCGUGUGUGUAAGCGUGACAAGGGGGGGUCCCCUCGGGCCUUGGACCGUCACUGGACUUCCUUCCUGAAGUUGCGGCUCAACUGCUCGGUCCCUGGGGACUCAACCUUCUACUUUGAUGUGCUCCAGGCCUUGACCGGGCCUUCAACCCUGCAUGGCCGCUCUGCUCUCUUUGGGGUCUUCACGACUCAGACCAAUAGCAUUCCUGGCUCUGCAGUCUGCGCCUUCUAUCUGGAUGAUAUUGAGCGUGGGUUCGAGGGCAAGUUCAAGGAGCAGAGAAGUCUGGAUGGGGCCUGGACCCCUGUGUCUGAGGAUAGGGUGCCCUCACCCAGGCCGGGGUCCUGUGCAGGAGUGGGUGAAGCUGCCUCAUUCUCCUCUUCUCGAGACCUCCCCGAUGACGUGCUAACCUUCAUCAAGGCCCACCCACUGCUUGACCCCGCCGUGCCACCUGCCACCCAUCAGCCGCUGCUCACCCUCACCAGCAGGGCCCUGCUGACCCAGGUAGCUGUGGAUGGGAUGGCCGGUCCCCACAGUAAUACCACAGUCCUGUUCCUUGGCUCCAACGAUGGGACAGUACUGAAGGUGCUACCCCCAGGAGGGCGACCUGGGGGAACUGAGCCCAUCCUAUUGGAGGAGAUUGAUGCCUACAGCCCCUCUCGGUGCAGUGGGAAGCGGUCAUCCCAGACAGCACGGCGGGUCCUGGGGCUCGAGCUGGACACUGAGGGUCACAGGCUUUUUGUGGCGUUUUCUGGCUGCAUGAUCUACCUCCCUCUCAGCCACUGCACCAGGCACGGGGCCUGCCGAAGGAGCUGCCUGGCUUCUCAGGACCCAUACUGUGGUUGGCAUAGGUCCCGAGGCUGUGUGGAUAUACGGGGACCUGGUGGGGCUGAUGUUGAUCGGGUUGGGGACCAGGAAGCCACAGAGGAUGGUGACUGCCAAGAUGGAGCUACUGGGAGUCAGUCUGGCCCAGGGGAUUCUGCAUAUGUGCUUCUGGGUCCUGGCCCUUCCCCUGAGACCCCCAGCCCCCUCAGUGAUGCCCACCCCCGGCCCCAGUCUUCCACUCUUGGAGCUCACACUCAGGGCGUGCGCCGGGACCUCCUCCCAGCCUCGGCCUCCCGUUCCGUCCCCAUCCCACUCCUCCUGGCCAGCGUGGCCGCAGCCUUCGCUCUGGGCGCCGCGGUCUCUGCCCUCCUGGUCUCCUGCGCCUGCCGCCGCGCCCACCGACGCCUGAGCAAGGACAUCGAGACCCCAGGGCUCCCGCGCCCCCUCUCCCUCCGCAGUUUGGCCCGGCUCCACGGCGGGGGCCCAGACCCCCCGCCGCCGUCCAAGGACGGAGACGCGGCCCAGACGCCCCAGCUCUACACCACUUUCCUGCCUCCCCCCGAGGGCGUGUCCCCACCGGAGCUGGCCUGCCUGCCCACCCCAGAGUCC
This is a messenger RNA of Echinops telfairi (small Madagascar hedgehog), 3272 nucleotides long. RefSeq names its product semaphorin 6C (gene SEMA6C). The record is from RefSeq and is a predicted model, not a curated record. NCBI's taxonomy places the organism in Eukaryota, Metazoa, Chordata, Mammalia, Afrosoricida, Tenrecidae. The transcript has 19 exons. Gene Ontology annotation, molecular function: chemorepellent activity; semaphorin receptor binding. The annotation marks the transcript as partial. Gene Ontology annotation, biological process: neural crest cell migration; negative chemotaxis; positive regulation of cell migration.